Molecule: messenger RNA, 1086 nt
Organism: Xiphophorus maculatus (southern platyfish)
Lineage: Eukaryota; Metazoa; Chordata; Actinopteri; Cyprinodontiformes; Poeciliidae
Gene: pex26
Product: peroxisomal biogenesis factor 26
Exons: 5
Coding region: 88-1005 (305 amino acids)
Biological process (GO): protein import into peroxisome membrane; protein import into peroxisome matrix
Cellular component (GO): peroxisomal membrane; peroxisome
Molecular function (GO): ATPase binding; protein-containing complex binding
Source: RefSeq, a predicted model, not a curated record
CGAGUGAGCGAAGUGUUCCUCUGUUAAGUUAGAUAAAAGCAAAUAAUCUUAUUUAUUCGGUGCUGGUUAGCAGUUGCUUCUGGAGUUAUGAACCGAACUUUUGCAGACGAAGUUCAUGACAGCCGGGAUCGGUUCCACCGGAGUCCUCCGCCGCUGUCCUGCUCUUCACCGACGCUUUUCCACAUGUUGGAGUCCGCUGCAGAGCUCAUGAUGGUCCACUGCGACUUCCAGGCGGCUUUUAAUGCCUGCACCGCGGGUCUGGAGAGCCUGGCGCGCCAGGAGCCAGAAGACAGAAACAGGUCUGAGGAGAUAAAAACUGGAUUCUGCAUCCUGGGGAUCCAGGCGCUGGCAGAGCUCAACCAGUGGGAGGGGGUUUUCUCCUGGGUCCUGCAACACUACGGGCACCAGGAUAAUGUGCCUGCUAAGAUCAUGCAGAUGUGCAUCCUGCUCUACUCCAAGGUCAAGCAGCCUGCAGUGAUGCAGCAGGCGACCCGGGUUUGGCUGCGCAACCCGCAAAACGUCCAGGCCGUCGGGUUCCGGCUGGUGGCGGAGCUCUACCUGCUGCACAUUCUCGUGCCGCUCGGACAUUUGGAUGAGGCGCGGGAACUCGUUGGCGGUGACGUUGGACGCAACACGUUCACAGAAGAGCAACGGCGAAAAGCUUUGGACGUGGUGGAAGAAAUAAGUCGACACAAUCAAGAAGGCCUGAUGAGUCCAGAAGGAACUCCAGAUUCUGGAGCUGGAGAAUCACAACCGAACUCAAUUCAAAGGUCUUUAUUACGUAAAGUUGAAGCCGUGUUCAGGACGUUUUACAGAAAAUGCUUGAGGACCGGAUCCGACUCAUCCGUUCUGCAGAAACUCUUCCUGGCCGCCAUUCUUCUCUACAUGCUUCUCUUCAGAUUGGACCCAGCUCUCCCGUCGUCCUAUAUGUGGAUUUUCAAACUUCUUCAGCUGAUCAAGCAGACGUGGAGAGCGACGUUUACGUCAUCUCGCCCUCUGGUGUAGAGGAGGAAACUGUACAUUUAUUUAAUUUUCUCUGAGUUUUGCAACAUUCUGUCAGGUUAAUUAAAUUAAGAAAAUAUUUAA